AUGUCAUCUGCCGUUUUGACCACGACCCAGUUGCCUCGCUUGCGACAACUACUGGUGGACUGGGAGAAGAAGCAGCCGCCUCUCAAACCCUUCUCCACGUCCCUGGAGGACAUCAAGGCGCGUUCCGAACGCACUGCCGUGUUCGGCGACGCGCUCGACGACGGAAGCAAGGACGUGAUCGUCGCAUUCAGGACGCGACCCCCUCUCGAGAACGAGGCGGCGACCCAGUUCGUUACCGCGAACGAGGAUGCAGGGAGCGACCCUCGCGACGUGGAGUUCUGCCCAGGCAUCACGGUCGCCAGCGAGGAGCCCGGUGUGUUUGUGGCGCAUACGCCCAGCAUGAAGUGGAAUGGACCUGCGCUGGCACAUAAACCCUUUGACGCCGACCUUGCCUUUGGGCCCCACACGUCCAACGAAGAAUUGUACCAGCGUACAGUCGUAGCUAACGAUCCUAAUUUGGUAUACGCUCAGCUGGUUCCGCUGGCAUUGGGAGGCGGCAUCGGAUGUGUUCUCUCAUAUGGCCAGACGGGCAGUGGUAAAACGUACACCAUGGAAGGCCUUGAGCACCGCAUCGCCCGCGAUCUCUUUGAUGUGGCUGACGUCGUUGCAAGGCGCUUCGUUGCCGCAGAGGCGAAGAAACAGUCUACAUCCGAUGAGCAACCAUUCGCUGGCCAGGAAGAGGUACAUGCAGCGGACGUCUUCACUUUCGAGGUUACCUUCCUGGAGCUGCUCGGUACAUCCGCUGUGGACCUCGUCGACGGUACGACGGGCGUGGAUGCGCAAGGCAGCGCCAUCCGCAAAGAGAUUGCUAUCCGUGAAGAUAAGGCUGGCAAUGUUGUCCCGCACCUUAUCUCGACGCCGGUGCACUCGUCGACCGAGCUGGAGGACUUGAUCACGAGCUCGCUCUCGCAUCGCCGUACUUCCGCCACUCUACGCAACGCCCGUAGCAGCCGCAGUCAUGCCCUGCUCACCAUCAGGGUUAAGAAUAAGCUCUUGCCAUGGGCUGAGGAGGGCCAGCUGAUUCUUGUUGAUUUGGCUGGUAGUGAGCGCUAUGAAGACUCGAAGGCGCACGACAAACAGCGCAUGGAUGAGUCACGGGAGAAUAACAAAAGUCUGAUGAAUCUCAAGGAGUGCGUCCGCGCCAAGGCCAGAAUGGCAGCAGAAGAUGGAUUCGUUCAUAUUCCAUGGAGGAUGAACAAACUCACGAUGCUGCUGAAGCCAAUAUUUGACAUCGAAAGCCGUCAGCUGUCGAAGGCAAUCGUCAUCGCGCACGUUUCACCUCAUAUCCAAGACUCUGUGCACUCGACCUCGACUCUCGGCUACGCGGCCCCAUUCAAGACAUCUCCACCAAAGCGUCGCGGUCCUGCGCCUUACGACUCCGUUGAUCCCAGGACAUGGAAUCAUGAGCAGACGAUCGCGUGGUUUAAACGCGAGUUCGCGGAGAAGAUGGUAGAGCAGAAGGGCACGGGCGCUCGAGGCCAAGAAAUCGUGGACAUAGACGUACUUUGCCCUGGAGACAUGACCGCACGCCAUUUCGGGAAGAUGACGACGCCCGAGUUCGUUGCACGGUGCUUGCAGGCCGUGAAGCCGACGGUGCGGACAGUCGACUCGGGGCAGGCGACGGAUGGAGACGCCGUCUGGACCGCUGACGCGCUUAAGGAACUUGCGGCGACCGUUGUGGGCAGUUUGUUCUACCUCCUCCUGUCGGCCAAGACAAAGAAGCGCAACCAGGUUAUGCGCACCCGUAAAGGCGUUGGCGAUGUUACCGAAGCGUAUGGAGCUGCCCCAAGCGAUGGUUACAGGCCGGAUCCAUGGACAGAUGAAGAAGAGUUUGAAACCAAGAUCUAUUUCGACAAGGAAUGGAACACUGUGAGCGACGCUGCCAUGAAGCCUCAUCGGGACAAUGGUGACUGGGAGAAGGCUCGAGAAGCGCUGCGAACUGCUCGUCUCGGCCUGAUACAACAGUGGCGCGAGGCUAGAAAGGAAGGCAGGGCUUGA
Punctularia strigosozonata HHB-11173 SS5 is the source of this 1998-nucleotide messenger RNA. Its product is annotated as P-loop containing nucleoside triphosphate hydrolase protein. The record is from RefSeq and is a predicted model, not a curated record. The coding region runs from base 1 to 1998 and encodes 665 amino acids. The transcript is spliced from 7 exons. Gene Ontology annotation, molecular function: microtubule motor activity; ATP hydrolysis activity; ATP binding. Gene Ontology annotation, cellular component: spindle; kinesin complex; microtubule. Lineage: Eukaryota; Fungi; Basidiomycota; Agaricomycetes; Corticiales; Punctulariaceae. Gene Ontology annotation, biological process: microtubule-based movement.